UGGUUGGAAGAUGGGUGGAGUGAGCAGGAGGAAGAGAAAACUGAAGCUGCUGAGAGCACGAGUCUCUCAGGAGGAACAGGUACAUGGAGCAGGAUAUGAAGAGGACAGAAGCAGAAAUUCUUGUAAAAGAGUUGUUUUGAUCAUCUCAGGAAGGACCUGUGUCUAUUCAGCUCAGUGCAUUGCCAUGGGAGAUGGAAAGAGAGGACACUUGAGAAUGUACUGAGAGGCACUGAGACUCUACAGGUGCAGUUCUUUGUUGUAUACACCUGUGUGAAGGAGACCGGAGGAGGAACAUUUACAAAGUGACAAAGAAAAUCCCUGUUUAGAGGGAGAACGUCACUGAGAAGCCAAGGGAGGGCCUCAACUACUAUUACAACACCACUACACUGCGUAAGGAUGAUUGUGGGUCUUUUUUAAUGGUGAAUUCCUGACAAUUGCUGCACUAAAGUUAGGCCAGUCAUACUGACAAGGCACACACCACUGACCAUGCAGCCGGCUGGACUAGAACAGGACGACUGCUUUGAUUUCUUGUUCAAGAUUAUCCUGAUUGGAGACACAAAUGUAGGCAAAACCUGUGUGGUUCAGAACUUUAAGACUGGAAUCUUCUCAGAGAGGCAACAGAACACCAUUGGAGUUGACUUCACUGUGCGGACUCUCAAUAUAGAGGGCAAAAAAGUAAAGAUGCAGGUUUGGGACACUGCAGGGCAGGAGCGGUUCCGUACCAUCACCCAGAGUUACUACCGCAGUGCACAUGGAGCCAUGAUCGCCUACGACAUCACCCGCAAGGCCACCUUUGACUCCAUCCCACAUUGGAUCAACGAAGUGGAGAAGUACGGGGCCGCCAACGUCCUUCUAGCCCUGAUAGGUAACAAAUGUGACCUGGAGUCUGAAAGACAGGUUCACUUCGAUGAGGCCUGCUCUUUGGCAAAGGAGAGAGGGAUUUUAGUAGCUCUUGAAACCUCAGCAAAGGAGAGCCAGAACGUAGAGGAAGCUUUUGUGAUGAUGGCCCGCGAGCUGCUGGCACGGAACGGACUGGCAGUGAAAGAGGACGAUUCUCAGGUCAAUUCACCACGUAUCCUACUGCGCUCCAGCUCCAGGCCCAUUAACUGUCCCACACAACCCCCUGCGAAAAAGGGGUGCGAGUGCUAACACACGGAAAGACUCUAAAAUGAGAGACUUUUGCAGAACUUAGCCAACAUGUUACAUUUUCCAUUGAGCAUCUAAAAGGUUGAUCGAUCAGUAUGGAAGUGGUAACAGUGACUUCUCAGUGGCUGCAUGCCUACAGCAUCUGUAGUACUGGGUUGAAACUGUGAGUGUAAUCCUUUUAUGGUGAUUGGUCAGUUUUUGCCAGUUAAAGCUUAUGAAUGAUACAACAUCUUAUUUUGAAAAACAAGAUUCUUUUAUCUGACCAGUCAAACCUGAAAAUAUGACAGAAGUCACCUAUGGGAUGAUCUACUGUAUAGUCAGCAGCCACUUUAUUAGAAACCGCUACCUUGUUGGUGCACAGUUAGAGACUGUUGUGUUAGCUGUCCUCUUGCCCUUCAUCAAUGGUCAGUUUCUGACCACAGAGCUGCUCUUCGCUGGAUAUUUUUGGGUAGUGGACCACUCUUAGCCUAGCAGUGACACUGAAAUGUUGGUCACACAAUGGUCCACCACUCAAAUAAUAUCCUGUGGUCAGAAACUGACCAGUGAUGAAUAGGUUUGAGUGCUGUGGGGGGCAAAUCGUGCUCAACAACAAAUGGGCUACAGUCUGUAACUGUACGCUUACAUCGUAGACAUACAGUCAUGUACAAAUGUUUGAAUGUGUUUUUUUCUAAGCGAUAUUCUUUCCAAGGAACAAACUUAAAUGAGGCAUUUUUCUGCGA
Molecule: messenger RNA, 1865 nt
Organism: Colossoma macropomum (tambaqui)
Lineage: Eukaryota; Metazoa; Chordata; Actinopteri; Characiformes; Serrasalmidae
Product: ras-related protein Rab-19-like
Exons: 3
Coding region: 487-1149 (220 amino acids)
Cellular component (GO): trans-Golgi network
Molecular function (GO): GTPase activity; GTP binding
Source: RefSeq, a predicted model, not a curated record